This is a messenger RNA of Prorocentrum cordatum, 1100 nucleotides long. The record is from the annotation of a GenBank genome assembly. Lineage: Eukaryota; Dinophyceae; Prorocentrales; Prorocentraceae.
AUGGGGAGGCGGGGCGGCGGCCAGACGAAGUGCUGGCGCUGCGGGGGCACGGGCCACGUGCAGACGGAGUGCCCAGAGCUCAGCGCUUCGCCCGCGGACGGGGAGGCCGCGGCCGAGGGGGGUGCCAGAGCCCCUGAGAAGCGCUGCUUCUUCUGCGGCGAGGCGAGCCACCUGGCGAAGGACUGCGCGCUGGCGCCGGCGAAGGCCGCCGAGGCGGAGAGGCCCGCGGGGCCCAGGGUCAAGCAGGUGGUCUCGCGGGCGGCCUCCGCCGCCUCUGGGCACAGGAUGAGCGUCCUGGUCACCACGAGCCCGGCAGUGCUGGGCAGCUUCGGCCGCGUGGCCGGGCUCGCAGAGUGCCCGCUGGUGAUCGUGUGCGACGGCUUCAACCUCUGCGCGAAGAGCACCUGGAAGGCUGGCAGGGUUACCGAAGAUGCUGCGGCGCGAUACGAGGAGUACCUGUGCAAUCUCGAGGGGCUGCUGGACUCGGGCGCACUGCCGCGAGGCACAAGGUUGGUCCACAUGGACGGCCGGAACGGUCAGGCCUUGGCCCUCCAAGCUGGCCUGAGAUAUGUGGAAACGCCGUAUGUUCUGGUGCACCAGCACGAUCUGGAAUUCACUCUUGACUUUGGUCUGGGGCGGGUCUUGGACGUGCUGGAAGACGAGAGCAAUUGUGUGAAGUAUGUCGGCAUGCCCUUGCUGACGAAUCUCCACUACGAGGCCAUCGCGUGGCAGCACCACGGGGUGAAGGUGGCGGUGGAGGAGCACGGUGGGCUGCAGCUGGUGCCUGUGGUCUUUUGGUACGACAGCACCCACAUAACGUCGGUCGGCCACUACAACAGCCUCGAGACGUUUGGCGUGCGCCAGCGCAACGACAUCAUGGCCACCGGGCUAGCGGCCCACGCGAGGUACGGCACGUAUCCAGAGGCACGGAGGGCGGACCACUGCGUCUCCCACCCCAUCCCCCCCGAGCGCCGGCCGCUCAUCUGCCACCUCAACGGGGUGCGGUUCCUCACGCCCGAGCAGCGCGCCGCGCGCGGCUACCCCGCCGACCCGCCGGUGGAGUUCUUCUGCUCGCGCACGAUGACGAGCCGGCGAGCGAG